Pediculus humanus corporis (human body louse) is the source of this 3924-nucleotide messenger RNA. RefSeq names its product polo kinase kinase, putative. Gene Ontology annotation, biological process: protein phosphorylation. The transcript is spliced from 16 exons. The record is from RefSeq and is a predicted model, not a curated record. Lineage: Eukaryota; Metazoa; Arthropoda; Insecta; Psocodea; Pediculidae. Gene Ontology annotation, molecular function: ATP binding; protein serine/threonine kinase activity. Bases 1 to 3924 code for a protein of 1307 amino acids.
AUGUCUUUCUUGAGUAAUCUAAAAAAGGUCCUCCAUUUGGGGGCCAGUGAUGCUAAAAAGAAAAAAGGUUUCAAUAACAUUCAAAUGGAUUGUGAUCCCAAGGAACAUUGGGAUAUGAUUGGAGAAUUAGGAGAUGGAGCUUUUGGAAAAGUUUACAAAGCUCAAAAUAAAACAACUGGGUUGCUUGCUGCUGCAAAAAUGUGUGCCUUAGAAGGAGAAGAUGAUUUAUCUGAUUUUAUCGUUGAAAUUGAUAUAUUAUCCGAAUGUAAGCACCCCAACGUUGUAGGUCUUCAUGAAUCAUACUUUAUAGAUGGAAAGCUAUGGAUACUAAUUGAAUAUUGUGAUGGAGGUGCGCUUGAUUCUAUAAUGGUUGAAUUAGAUAAACCGUUAACAGAGGUUCAAAUAGCCUACAUAUCGCAACAAAUGUGCCAGGGUUUAAAUUUUUUACAUCAGAAUAAAGUGAUUCACAGAGACUUAAAAGCUGGAAAUGUAUUGUUAACAAUGGAUGGGGGUGUCAAAAUAGCAGAUUUUGGAGUUUCAUCUAAAAAUAAAUAUACUCUUCAAAAACAUGAUACUUUUAUUGGGACACCUUAUUGGAUGGCUCCAGAAGUUGUUUUAUGCGAAACAUUUAGGGAUAACCCUUAUGAUUUUAAAAUGUCUCCGAUGAGAGUUUUAUUAAAAAUUCAAAAGUCUGAUCCACCGAAACUGGAUCAGCCAUCUCAGUGGUCUAAGGAAUUUAAUGAAUUUGUAGCAAAGUGCCUUGUGAAGGAUCCUAGUCAAAGAUCCACGGCUGAAGAACUUUUAAAGCAUCCUUUUAUAUGCAAUGUAUCUGAUUCUAAACCUGUAAGAGACCUACUAUUAGAAUAUAAAGCUGAAGUUGUCGAGGAGGAGGUGGUCGAUGAUGAAGUGGAUGUAAGUAUAUUUGGUCAUUUUAUAAGACAAUAUUCGAAUAAAUUGCAAAAUUUAGGUGGCCAAAAACACAGUUGCUAUGUAAAUAUUUCAUGCUAUCAGGAUGUAAUUAUUAAAAAGCAGAAAAAACGUAGGGAAAUUUAUCAGCGCCAUCGCGCUUCUCAAAUUCCGUUGGAUCUGGAACCUGGAGAUGAUGCUGUGUCUCUUAAAAGUGACAAUGAAGUCAAAGGUAAAGGUUAUCCAGAGCCUAAUGUUGAAAAAAGUCGCGGAAAAGGUAAAGCUCCUCCUCCACCACCACCGUUGCCAUCACCUUCAGUGCCUUGUAAGACUGAUGUGACCAAAUCACAAAAUGUAAAUGUUGUUAAUGGACAGCAAAAAAGUUCGGCAAGUGUUAGUGAAUUCGUAUCAAAGUCUGUACCUCAACCUAUACUUCCAAAAUUAAAUCAAUCCAAAUCCCUGGAAAAUGUAAAUAAUAAUACCAAAAUUCUUGCUAAAACGCCUCCGGAAGCCUUGUUCGAUCGAGAGGCAUUAAAAAGUACCGAAAAACCAAUUUCGCCUCUAAUUAGUGCCACAAAUAAAAUUAAAAAUGAAAUUCAAGAGGAUAAAGGAGGAUUACACAAGGAUGAAUCAAAUGUUGAAACACGUUCAAAGAGUUCUACAGAUAUUAUUGUAUGCUCUGGGAACACCGGGUCAACGGUCACGGUAACAACCACUGACAAAAGAAACGAAGAGUCUUCAUUGUUAUCAAAUAGUUACUCUCAAGUAACAGUUGUAACCACUCAUCCUCCCGUAAUACACAUGCCGAGAGACUUUCCCUCUCGACCUCCCGUCCAAACAACAAGUCAAAACGAAGUAACCAUUGUUGCCAACGAAACGAAUAAAACGCAGAUUAACGAAUCCUCUUCAGAUUUUGAAUUUUUAGAUUCUUUGGAAGUUAAUAAUACGAGUGACUCAAGUUUUUCGAGAGGGCAAAAACUGGAUGAAAGUGAAGUUUUUAUAGUUAAUUCGAAUUAUAUUAAUGACAGAGAUAGAAGAGAAGAUGAUGUUGAUCGUCCCAACGUAAAAGAUAUGAGUCAUGUUAGCGUAAUUAAAGUCGGUGACGAUUCCAGUCAUCCGAUUCAAUGCUCUCGACACAACGAGGAGAAAAAACCUUCGAAUCAAGAUGGUAGCAAAGCCACGUCCAUAAUUUUAGAUGGAUCGACCGUAGGAGAAACUGAGUCAGUUAAUAAUGAAAGAUAUAAAAUACCAUUAAAUAAAAGAAAUGGAGAUCUUUAUCAACCUGAUAAUGUGCAAAUUGUAGUUAAUAAAAAUAACGAUAAUAAUUCACAUGUAAGAUGGACGCCGAUAAUAUUUUUACAACUCAAAAAUAAAACGAAUCAAAAGAACACUCCUCUGCAAGAUAAAAGACAAUCUCCAGACGGUUCAUCAGCUUCUAGAUCGGUUUCCAGUAGUGGAUCAUUAUCCGGACGAAGCAGCGAAAGUCAACAAACGCUUCCCACGUCUUCGAAAACGUUGGAUCGUUCAGAUGCCGAAAGUAUAUCGACCACCACGAGUCAGGAUAGUAGAGAAAGCAAUAAAGAAAAUAGACCCGGUAGAGAUUCGAGAGCUAGUGCGGAUACGGAUGAGGAUCUUGUUUUGAGGCGAAAACCAGAAUAUACCAGAGAACAUCGACCGGAUGGCGUGGUCGUUACGACGACUACCAGCAAAGUCAUUUACGGGGAUGAUGAGAACGAUGCGACCUACGAUGAUCACUUGUUUCGAAAGCAGGAAUUGAGAGAAUUGAAAAUGUUACAAAAACAAGAACAAAAACAGUAUCAAGACUUGUCGUAUAAGGCUCAGUUUGCAAAAGAACAGCAGGACAAAAGAUUUGAACAAGAAAGAUUGCAACUUACGAGAACGUACGAGUCGGAUUUGGAUACUCUAGCGAGGCAACAAAGGCAACAGGUGGAAAAAGCAGAACAACAGCAAGAAUCGGAUUUACGAGCGGCUUCGAAAAAAAUCAGAGUCGAACAAGAAAGAGAAUUGAAACAAUUUAGGGAAGGUUUAAAACAAGAAAUGCGUCUGUUAAAGCAAGAAAUAGAUUUGAUGCCCAAAGAUAAGCGUAAAAAUAUAUUUAAAACGCGGAAAGAAGCUCUCGCGGCGGAACACGAGCAAAAAGAGAAGCAAUUUGCUGAAAACUUGAACGAGAAUCACGAAAGCCUCCUCAGGAGACUAAGUGAAACUCAUCGGGAAAAAAUUGCUCUUAUGGAAAGGCAAUUUUUACAACAAAAGCAAAGGCUAUUAAGAGCCAGAGAAUCGGCUCUUUGGGAUUUGGAAGAACGUCAAAUCCACGAAAAACAACAGCUCGCGAAACGACAAUUGAAAGAUAUAUUCUUUUUACAAAGGCAUCAAAUGUUGAUUAGACACGAGAAAGAAUUAGAACAAAUAAAAAGAAUGAAUCAACGGAAAGAAGAAGAUUUGAUAAAACGUCAAGCGGUCGAAAAGAGGCAGCUUCCGAAAAGGAUUAGGUCUGAAAUGAAAGCUCGCGAAAUGAUGUUUAGGGAAUCGAUGAGAAUUAGUAUGAGUGCAAUGCCCGAUCCCGAAGCAGAAAGAGAAAGGUUGAAAAAGUUUCAAGAGAAUGAAAAGAAAAGGUACAGAGCCGAACAACAAAGGUUUGAACUUAAACAUCAGCGUCAGUUGGAAGAAUUAAGAGCCACAUCCGAGGCCACCAUAAAAGAAUUAGAACAAUUACAAAACGAAAAAAGGAAAAUGUUGAUGGAACACGAAACGGCAAAAUUAAAAGAACAGGAAGAAGAAUACAACAGGGAGUUGAAAGAAUGGAAAUCCCAGUUGAAACCUCGAAAACAAGUAAGUUAUUAUUAUCAUUAUUUAUUAGGCACGGUAAAUGAUUGGUACCUAACGGAUCGCCCCACCCCCCCCCCCGCCCAAAAAAAAAAAAAAAAAGAACAGCUAAGUAUUUUUUUUUCGCAUUACUAUUAUUAUUAUUAUUAUAAAAAUAUUCUUGAAUUGAACUAA